AUGGAUCUGGCUUCAGGAUUUCGUCUUUUGCUUUUCGGAAUGACAUCGCUUCUACAUUCUUGUUUACUUCUCUACGAGUGUAAAAAGUUCGAUGGUUAUGAGUUUCCAGUUUACUCAACAAAAUACUGUCCAAGAAACGAAACAGAGUGGAACCAGAGGUUUUCUGCUAUCAACUGUACAAAAGAUAAUGGAUACAUGUGUUUACCAAACGAAAAUAUCACGGAACUGUUAGAGUUCUGUUAUAAAUAUCCUUUCAUAUUGAUACAAGAAGAUAUUUGUUUGUAUUUGAGAAAGCGCUACUCAGCUGUGGAUUCCUACAACUGCACUAGUUUCCUGUCUGGAUGUCCAAACACUUCUCAUGUCUCAUACAAGCUGUUUGAAAAACAUCAUUGCACAUCAAUAGGUAACGGCUGUUUCCUUGCUGAACGAUCUUGUCAAAGGUAA
Magallana angulata is the source of this 444-nucleotide messenger RNA. RefSeq lists its product as uncharacterized. Bases 1 to 444 code for a protein of 147 amino acids. The record is from RefSeq and is a predicted model, not a curated record. The transcript is spliced from 4 exons. NCBI's taxonomy places the organism in Eukaryota, Metazoa, Mollusca, Bivalvia, Ostreida, Ostreidae.